Molecule: messenger RNA, 4573 nt
Organism: Perognathus longimembris pacificus (Pacific pocket mouse)
Lineage: Eukaryota; Metazoa; Chordata; Mammalia; Rodentia; Heteromyidae
Gene: Cntnap4
Product: contactin associated protein family member 4
Exons: 24
Coding region: 1-3930 (1309 amino acids)
Molecular function (GO): calcium ion binding
Source: RefSeq, a predicted model, not a curated record
AUGGGGUCUGUCACCGGAGCCGCCCUCCGGUUGCUCCUUGUGUUGUGGACUCAGAACUGGGACAGAGCAGAGGCUGGGAAUUCGUAUGACUGCGACGAGCCCCUGGCCUCCGCCCUGCCCCCGGCCGCCUUCAGCAGCUCCUCCGAGCUCUCCAGCAGCCACGGGCCCGGCUUCGCCCGGCUGAACCGCAGGGACGGAGCCGGCGGCUGGUCUCCCCUGGUGUCCAAUAAAUACCAGUGGUUGCAGAUUGACCUUGGAGAGAGAAUGGAGGUCACCUCUGUGGCCACCCAAGGCGGUUAUGGGAGCUCCAACUGGGUGACCAGCUAUCUUCUGAUGUUCAGCGACAGCGGCCGGAACUGGAAACAGUACCGACAGGAAGACAGCAUCUGGGGAUUUUCAGGAAAUGCAAAUGCGGACAGCGUUGUGUACUCCAGGCUGCAGCCUUCUGUGAAAGCCAGGUUUCUGCGCUUCCUUCCUCUUGAGUGGAACCCCAAGGGCAGAAUCGGGAUGCGGAUUGAGGCGUUUGGAUGUGCCUACCGAUCAGAGGUGGUUGAUCUUGAUGGAAAAAGUUUCCUCCUCUACAGAUUCAAUCAAAACCCACUGAGUCCAGUGAAAGAUAGCAUUUCUUUGAAAUUUAAAACCAUGCAGAGCGAUGGGGUUCUGCUCCACCAAGCGGGCCCGAGUGGCGAUUCCAUCACACUGGAGCUAAGAGGAGGAAGACUGUUUUUACUUAUCAAUUCAGGUGACGCUAGAGCGCCCUCCCCUCGCUCUCCGGCCAGUCUCAGCCUGGGCAGCCUGCUGGAUGACCAGCACUGGCAUUCUGUGCUUAUCCAGCGUGCUGGCAAACAGGUCAACUUCACAGUGGACGAACACAAGAGUCGUUUCCACGCACAGGGAGAACUCUAUUACCUGGAUCUUGAUUAUGAGAUCAGCUUCGGAGGGAUUCCAGCACCUGCAAAAUCUGUGUCAUUCCCGCAUAAAAAUUUUCACGGAUGUUUAGAGAAUCUCUAUUAUAACGACAUGGAUAUCAUUGAUUUGGCCAAGCAACAAAACCCCCAAAUCAUCAUUAUGGGAAAUGUGUCAUUCAUCUGUUCACAGCCACAGUCGGUGCCUCUGACUUUCCUGAGCUCUAGGAGCUACUUAAUAUUGCCGGUCUCUUCCGGAGAGGAAGGAAUUUCAGCCAGUUUUCAAUUUCGCACGUGGAAUGCAGCUGGACUUUUGCUGUUCAGUGAACUUCAAGUGGUUUCUGGGAGUCUCCUCCUCUUGCUCAGUGAUGGACAACUGAAGUUGAACCUCCACCAGCCAGGAAAAUUACCCAGUGACAUCACAGCAGGUGCUGGAUUGAAUGACGGGCAGUGGCAUUCCGUCUCCGUGUCCGCUAAGAGGAGUCACCUGAGCCUGGUGGUGGACGGCCAUUCGACCCCUGCGUCCCCUUCGCUGGGCCCUGAGCAGAUUUACUCAGCGGGCACCUAUUAUUUUGGAGGUUGCCCUGAUGAAAGCUCUGGAUCCCGAUGCCGAACCCCACUUGCUGGGUUUCAGGGGUGCAUGCGGCUCAUCUCCAUCAACGACAGGGAGGUGGAUCUGAUCGCAGUGCAGCGGGGGGCCCUGGGGAACUUCAGCGACCUCCAGGUGGACUCCUGCGGGAUCUCGGAUAGGUGCUUGCCCAACUACUGCGAGCACGGGGGCAAAUGCUCUCAGUCCUGGAACACCUUCCACUGCAAUUGCACCGACACAGGCUACACAGGAGCCACCUGCCACAGCUCUAUCUAUGAGCAGUCAUGUGAAGCCUAUAAGCAUAGAGGAAACACUUCCGGCUUUUACUACGUAGAUGCUGAUGGAAGUGGUCCUCUAAGGCCAUUUCUCCUCUACUGCAAUAUGACUGAGACCACGUGGAGCGUCCUGCAGCACAACGGCUCCUCCGAGCUGACCCGCGUCCGGGGCGCGCCCGCCCCGAGCCCGCACGCCGGCCGCUUCCAGUACCGGGCGAGCGCCCAGCAGCUCCGGGCCGCCAUCGCCCGCGCCGAGCACUGCCAGCAGGAGCUGGCCUACUACUGCAAGCGCUCGCGGCUCGUCGACCAGCAAGAUGGAAGUCCUCUGAGCUGGUGGAUUGGAAUGACCAACGAAACCCAGACUUACUGGGGAGGUUCCCAACCGGAGCCCCGGAAAUGUACUUGUGGCUUGGAAGGGAACUGUAUUGAUGCCCAUUACCAUUGUAACUGCGACGCGGACCGCAAUGAAUGGACCAAUGAUACUGGAUUCCUUUCUUAUAAAGAACACCUACCAGUAACAGAGAUUGUGAUUACAGACACCGGCCGGCCUCAUUCAGAAGCAGCUUAUAAACUGGGGCCUCUGCUCUGCAGGGGAGACAGAUCAUUUUGGAAUUCAGCUUCCUUCAAUACUGAAGCUUCAUACCUUCAUUUUCCAACUUUCCAUGGAGAAAUUAGUGCUGAUGUGUCUUUCUUUUUUAAGACAACAGCUCUAUCUGGAGUAUUUUUAGAGAACCUGGGAAUUACUGAUUUCAUACGGAUAGAGCUACGCUCUCCGACCACAGUGACCUUUUCGUUUGAUGUGGGAAAUGGGCCCUUUGAGAUCUCGGUGCAGUCACCCACCCGCUUCAAUGACAACCAGUGGCACCACGUCCGAGUUGGCAGGAACAUGAAGGAGGCAUCCAUCGAGGUGGACCAGCUCUUGCCAAAGACACAACCAGCUCCAGCCGAUGGCCACGUUCUCCUGCAGCUCAACAGCCAACUCUUCGUGGGUGGGACGGCCACCAGACAGAGAGGCUUUCUGGGCUGCAUCCGGUCUCUGCAGCUGAACGGGGUAACCUUGGAUUUGGAAGAAAGAGCCACGGUGACGCCCGGCGUGCAGCCAGGUUGUCCCGGACAUUGUGGCAGCUAUGGGAAGCUGUGUCGCCACGGAGGGAAGUGCAGAGAAAAGCCCAGUGGGUUCUUCUGUGACUGCUCGGCCUCGGCAUACACGGGGCCGUUCUGCUCCCACGAGAUUUCUGCCUAUUUUGGAACUGGCUCAUCUGUGAUUUACAAUUUUCAAGAAAAUUAUUCCUUAAGUAAAAACUCCAGCUCUCAUGCUGCUUCCUUUCAUGGAGAUAGGAAGCUGAGCAGGGAGAUGAUCGAAUUUAGCUUCCGCACCACACGCGCCCCAAGCCUGCUGCUUUAUAUGAGUUCCUUUUACAAAGAAUACCUUUCGAUCAUCAUUGCCAAAAAUGGAAGUUUGCAAAUAAGGUACAAGCUGAAUAAGUAUCAAGAACCUGAUGUUGUUAACUUUGACUUGAAACCCAUGGCCGACGGACAGCUUCACCAUGUGAAGAUCAACAGAGAAGAGGAUAUGCUUUUUGUAGAGAUCGACGAGAGCACGAGACGACACGUCCGCCUGUCAUCAGGCACAGAAUUCAGUGCAGUGAAGUCUCUGGUAUUGGGCAGGAUUUUAGAGCACAGUGGAGUAGACCAGGACACGGCACUGGCUGCAGCCCAGGGCUUCACGGGCUGCCUCUCGGCGGUGCAGUUCAGCCACGUGGCUCCUCUGAAGGCCGCCCUGCACCCCAGCCACCCCACCCCGGUCACCAUCACAGGACAUGUGACAGAGUCCAGCUGUGUGGCCCAGGCUGGCACUGAUGCCACGUCAAGGGAAAGAACGCACUCAUUUACAGAUCAUUCUGGAACUCUGGAUGACAGAGAACCUCUCACCAAUGCCAUCAAAAGUGACUCUGCGGUCAUUGGAGGUUUGAUAGCUGUCGUGAUCUUUAUCUUGCUCUGCAUCACUGCUAUAGCCAUUCGGAUUUAUCAGCAGAAAAGGUUAUACAAAAGAAAUGAGACAAAAAGGUCAGAGAAUGUAGACCAUGCCCAGGCUGUUUUGAAAAGCGAGCUUAAUAUACAAAAUACAGUCAAUGAGAAUCAGAAAGAGUACUUCUUCUGAUUGACAGCUCGUAUUCCAGGGCUAAGGAAGACGGUUGGUUUUGAUAGCCAGGGGCUCUCAAUGGACGAGGACUGCUCUUACAUGGAACGUUCUGGCAAUGGAUUUUUCACCCCAUGUCCAGGCUUGGGAUGGCUCCAGGAGUCCUCAUCCAGUGACAGACUUCCCAGCAAUCAUUCGAUGUCACCGCGGAACUAGAGACUGUUCUUCAUUUACAACUCUGAUCUCUAAGAAGGUUCACUGAAUGCCUGCCCUGAAAACUGUAGCCUUGGUCUCCACGGCAUUAAACCUAAAUGUCGUUAGAGGUAAGAAAUCAAAGUUGGACUAGAAUGACCUGGCUUUCUUUGAGAACAUACUCUGUGUUUGCUUUAGUCUUCUCAUGGUGUUGUUCAUAGACCUGGAAAUGCUUGUAAGAUCCUGUUUGGCUGGUGUUUGCAUCCUCAAUGGCCAAGAGUAUAUAAAGCCCCUUUUGCCUUUUUCUGUAUUCAUUCAAUACACCAAUCAUCUGGGGAAAAAUGUUUUGCUGUCUUUGGCUUGUGUGUAUCGCUCUUUCUCUAUUUGACUCUUCCUAAUGAUUUUGAACAUGUUUGGUUUUGAGUAUCUGGCUUUGACUCUGAACAUGCGAUUUGUAUGUACACAAAACAAA